Molecule: messenger RNA, 456 nt
Organism: Strongylus vulgaris
Lineage: Eukaryota; Metazoa; Nematoda; Chromadorea; Rhabditida; Strongylidae
Source: the annotation of a GenBank genome assembly
AUGACAGACAUGUUAAGAAUGCGACGGAUUACACUGCUAUCUCUAUUCAUUAGCUCAUGUCUAGCAUACAACGAUCGUUAUGCAAAAGAUUAUGGUACAAGAGAUUAUAGCGUUGAUGAAUCAGUUAUUUCGUACCCGCGAUCAGUCACGCAUACUUUCCCGAAUCGCACGCAAUGUCUGGAACUUUGCGAGUUACCCUGCACAAUCACGAAUGUUUAUAUGGAAAAUCGCAAUAUUGAAAUGUAUAACUGUGUUAAGCUUCGUCCACCCAAGGUGUCAAUGCUUGGCUCGAUCAAGGCGAACUCAUUUUACAUGACAUUGCUAGUACUCGGUGUGAUUACAUUAGCCAUAGUGUUGUUCAUCACGUUAGAAUACCUGACCGAACCCGAAGUAGGAGCUAUCAGAAAAGAACGAGACUUCUCCAGGAGGCCACGACCAACUCCACAUGUUGUCUAG